Gregarina niphandrodes is the source of this 2553-nucleotide messenger RNA. RefSeq lists its product as hypothetical. Bases 1 to 2553 code for a protein of 850 amino acids. The transcript has a single exon. Lineage: Eukaryota; Apicomplexa; Conoidasida; Eugregarinorida; Gregarinidae. The record is from RefSeq and is a predicted model, not a curated record.
AUGAAGACAGUCGCGAGCCCGGCGCGCGCCUCGGUGCAUUGCGUGUUGGUACUGGCCGCAACGAAGCGCGGACUGACGGCAGAGCAGGACGGCGCGGCGGCGCAGAAGAGUGCGGCCGCCAUUUCGAGAACAGUGUGCGAACUGAGCCCGCUGUCGGCGACGGUAUCAUCGGCGGCCGUGGCGAGGCGGGAGGCGCCCGUGCUGGUCCGGUUGCCGCCGGCGGUGGUGAGGUGCUUGGCGGCCGCACAGGCGCCGGCGGCGCCGCCGCCGCCGCCGCCGGCGGAGGAGGAAGAGCGGUCGUUAGUGUGUGCGGCGGGCGAGAGCGUUGCGGAGGCGCAGACAACGGUGCGUGCGCGGCUGGAGCGGAGCAGGUGGCAGCCGCUGUUCGAUCAGCCGUUGCGGACCGAUGGUUGGGUACGUGCGUUGGUGACGUUGAGUGCAUCAGACUUCGAGCGACGGUGCAGCAAGCGCUGUCUGGAGCUGGCUGCGCAGUGGCUGUUGUAUUUUGACUCGCCGCUGGACGCGCUGACGCCGGCGGCGCUGGCGCCCGUGAAGGCAGCUCUACAAAACGUGUUCUGGGUGUCGAACAACCCGGCGCGGAAAAUGGCGACCUGGAUGUUUGGGUGUUAUCUGGAGCACGUGCGGCGUCUGGAGAGUGAGCCGACGACCACGGCGCGGCUGCGGGCGGUCCCGGGCGCGGCGGUGGGCGCGGCGGCGGGUGCGGGCGCUGCGGUGCUCUGGGGCGCGGAGCGGCGGUCGCUACGACGCACGCUCUGGCAGUACGCGGCCAAGCACUUGCCUGCGCUGCCGUCGCCGGACUCGGAGAGCCUGCGGCCUACGCCUACGCCGUUCGCCGCACGCACCGGUCGACUCGCGGGCGGCCGCUGGACCGGCGGCUCGCAGACGCUCUCGGCCAGCGACUUCGCGCGCCGCGUAAACGGCCCGAACGCCGUCCGCGGCUUCUUCACGAACAUUGGCGCCGCCGCACUCAAAGACGAACGCGAGACCUCGCGCUGUCUCCGCGCCCUUUUCACCGACACGCAACUCGCCGCCAUGCACACACUCCGCUCACCCGCUGCGGACGACCUGGGCCCGGCCGGCGACCCGGGCUUGGUCGCCUUGCGGCGUUGUCGCAAGGACUACCUCGAACUGGCGGCGAUAAUCUGCAUGUUCGUGCACUCGCCGUUCGGUGCCUUACGCGAAGAUUUGCGUGCGCGUCUUGCGGCUGAGCUCGCCCGCGUGAGCGGGGGCGGAGGCAAGGUCAAGGGAAGUGGCAAGGGCGGCAAGGGAAGUGGCAAGGGCGGCAAAGUCAAAAGCCGGGCCAGAGGGGAGUGGGACGCGCGUGCGCCUGUGCUGGACGUGUGGGCGACGGCUGUGCUGCUUUGUCGCGCUGCGCCGGAUACGGCGGUGCUGAAGAGGUUCUGCCGGGAACACCUGGGCUACGUCACGAGCAGCAAGUCCGCCUGGCGCUUUGAGUGCUUCAACAUCGGUCGCAUGUACCUCGCGCGAUACAACCGACUGAGAUUCACACACGGGCCUGCCGAACUCGACGGGCGUCUCGUUAACGCCCAUACCGAAUACGUCACACUCAAGGACUUUGCGCUCAUCAACACCGGCCGUAAUAACCGCCGCGCCGCACCCACCAACGACCCUGCCAAACCACUACCGGCCACCUGCGCGGCGACCGACCUUCCGGACCCGGCCACCGACGUGGAAAACCCGGCGGCCGGAUUGGUGGACCCAGUAACGGGCCUGGUGGGUUGCACUCGUGAAUCUUCGCGUCGUGCGACGCGGAGUGGUGCGACGCAGAGUGGUGCGUCGCAGAGUGGUGCGUCGCAGAGUGGUGCUGGGGAAGAGGCCCAGGGACCGCCGUUGAAGAAGUUGCGGGUGGACGGGGGGAGAUCGGUGGAGCAGAGUGAGCCGUCUCGGGUGGCGUUGGUGCGUGUGUUGCAGCGUUGUUGUCGCGCACAGGAGUUGGAGUUACCGGACGACUGCUGGACGAAGGGGUUGCCUCCGGUGGUGGCACUGGCGACUCUGGAUUUAUUGCGAGCCUGUGGGUCGGACGGUCCGUUCGUGAUAUCUGAAAAGCAGGUGCCGGAGGUGAUGAAGUAUUUGGAAGGUGUGGUGCGAGACGAGCCGGACUGGGAGAAUGAGCUUGGUCAGAUGUAUUCGUUGGCAAUACGGCCGGCAACAUCCAGUUGGAAACACUGGCUUGUGACGGCGCACCUUCUGGACCAUUUGCAAAUACAGCCACGUCUCGUCGCCGAACUCAUGCUUGGUUGGUGGCCCUGGCCCAAGAUCGAAAAGGCCCUAGCCGCCGUAUCGCCAGCUGCACGCGACCGACUAGCUAUACCUGCACACCGCCCUCGAGACACACUCACCCAACUUCUCGCAGACGCACGACGCAAUGGGUACGCUCGACUGCGACACGACUGGAGGAUGUGCAAACGCACUCAACGACUCGCACGCACGCUUGCACACUUCAGCAUCGCAGAUCCCAACCCCAAUAACGUCGAUCCUCUCGACCUCUCACAUCGAUCACAAAUACUCUAG